This is a messenger RNA of Rotaria socialis, 1124 nucleotides long. The record is from the annotation of a GenBank genome assembly. Lineage: Eukaryota; Metazoa; Rotifera; Eurotatoria; Philodinida; Philodinidae.
AUGGCUCGUGCUAAUACAGUACGAAAUUGUUCGCCAAGAGUAACAAAAAUUGCAUGGGGUCGUGUUGAUAUUGAAGAUAAUGGUUAUUUCAAAGACGUUAAACUUUAUCCAGGUGGUAAGUAAGUCUGCUUUUAGAUUAAUAUAUCACAUGUGAUGUAUCAACUAAGAAUUGGAUGUCAUUGGCAAUAUUAUGUGAAAUGUGCAAAAAUGAAGUUUUUGAGUUAUGACUAGGGGUGGCACAUUUACUUUACUUUUCGUAAAAGUAAAUAAGUAAAGUAAAUAAUUUAUUUACUUUUUACUUUUGUAAAGUAAAUAAAAAAAAGUAUUUUUUAAGGAAGGGGGUAUCAUUAAUCAAUUUUUUUUAUUUACUUUACAAAAGUAAAUAGUAAAUAUUUUAUUUACUUUACAAAAGUAAAUAAUAAAUAGUUUAUUUACCUAUUUACUAGUAAAGUUAAUAUAAAGUACCACCCCUAGCUAUGACCCCGUUUAAGAUAUAUGGUAUCGGCGGAAUUCGAUGACUUUUCGCACAAACCUUAUUGAAAAAUAUUUACUGGCCGACUCUUAAUGAAUAUUUUAGUAUUAGUACGAAACUUAAGUAGGCCUUUCGUAGGCAUUCGUGAGAUGGUCAUAUCUCAAGAAGGUCUGAACUACUCACAUUGAAAUCUUCUGUAGGUAUAAAUCUGUGAGAAAUGUGAGCUUCAGUUUAAAACGCUUGAUACUUUUGUUACUAUAAAUUACGGAGUUUCCGUAUAAUCCACUUUGUGACUUCUAUGGAAAAUGUUGAAAGACAAACAGAAUACCUUUUUGUGGAUGAAAUCUAAAGUACAUAUGAAUCAGUAUAGAUGAAUCUUCAUGCCCAUGCUAGGCUACCCCUCACCAGAAAUGUAAGAUAAAUUAUGUUGAAUGCUAUAAGCAUCACCUGAUAUAGCAGAUACGUUAGCUGGGAUUCGAGAGGCGGCGCAAGACAUCUACAUGAAUUUCUGAAAUAGAAUUUAGCCCUGUGAGGGUGUGGGUGUGGGUGUGGGUGCGAACGGGGGUUGAUUGAGAGAUUUACACCCACACCCUACACCCACACCCCAUACCCACACCCCAUACCCACACCCCAUACCCACACCCCAUACCCA